Closterium sp. NIES-65 is the source of this 1101-nucleotide messenger RNA. NCBI's taxonomy places the organism in Eukaryota, Viridiplantae, Streptophyta, Zygnematophyceae, Desmidiales, Closteriaceae. The record is from the annotation of a GenBank genome assembly.
AUGGCUCCUCUCAUGUUAACAUGCGGCACAGCAGCAGACUUCUCCGCAGCUAUCCCUCAUCCUUUGGUUUCUCCCCUCAUCGGCGCAGCAGCAGACUACUCCGCCAUUUUCCCUCGUCCUUUGGUUUCUCCCCUCAUCAGUGCAGCAGCAGACUACUCCGCCAUUUUCCCUCCUCCUCUGGUUUCUCCCCUCAUUGGCUCAGCAGCAAACUACUUCGCCAUUUUCCCUCCUCCUCUGGUUUCUCCCCGCAUCGGCUCAGCAGCAGACUACUCCGCCACUUUCCCUCCUCCUCUUGUUUCUCCCUUCAGCGGCUCAACAGCAGACUACCCCGCCCUUAUUCCUCCGCCUCUUAUGCCUCUCCCCACAUCUGCUCUGCAGCUUGCAGUCAACUUCCCCGGUUGGCCGAACUGUCUUGCACGCACGCUGUCUAACAGCCUAGUGAGUGGCUUUAACCUCUGGUUUGCCACUCAGCAGAGUGGUUUUGGCGCCAUUCAUACCUCUCCCUCUGCACCCACCUCUUCCUCCUCUGACCCCUAUGCUGAUGGCCUCCGUCAUCCUUGCCUGCAUCCCUCCAACUCUUCUCCCUCAGUGCUCACACAUCCGCUAUGCCAAGAACCUUCUCGACUAUCUUACGACCUUCUCAGCGUCAUUGCCCUCUUACCCGAGCUCACCUCUCUUCGUCUUGCUGACUUCACCACCAUGGCAGACUACAUCGCUCGUGUGCAAACGCUGUCCUCCCAACUUGCCGCUCAACAGUUUGAACUUUCCUAUCAUGUCUGCGAUGCCCUCCUCCUCACAAACCUCACUCCUGAUUACAGUGUUCAUGUCACCUUGUAUGGUGAGCGCCGUGCUGACCAGUGGUCGUUCUCUCGUGUCUCUGCCUUCCUCCUCCAGGCAGAGCUCAACCUCCGCAGCUGCCCUCCUACUGUCGCUGCUGUCACACCCUCUUCUACCCCUCCUCCUCUCCCCACUACCACUGCCACCACUGCUUCCUAUCGCCCUCACAACACCUUUCCUCCUUGCACCUACAUCAUUUGCCAGGGGCCCCGUAGGGGUCAGCCAUGCGGUCGCACCAAUCAUCCCACCUCCUCCUGCUUCUAA